Rhizophagus irregularis DAOM 181602=DAOM 197198 is the source of this 1688-nucleotide messenger RNA. RefSeq lists its product as uncharacterized. The record is from RefSeq and is a predicted model, not a curated record. Lineage: Eukaryota; Fungi; Glomeromycota; Glomeromycetes; Glomerales; Glomeraceae.
AUUUUUUAUUUUUUUUCCGUCAAACUUUUUUGAAACAAUUUCUUUAUUACAGCUUGAAAAAAAAAAAAAGUAAUAUUUAAGAGUUAGCUUUAUUGGUGUGAUAUUAUUGAUAUUGUAAAAAUUGCGAUAUAGAUAAAAGUUUUUUCGUACGCAUGUUUAAAAUGAGUCCUAGAUUGCCACCCGAAUGUCUUUUAUGUAUCUUUGAAAAUUUUGGUCCGAGAAACAAUGAUUGGACUGACAGUUUCAAAUCAUUAUAUGCUUGUAUCUUGGUGAAUCGCAAAUGGUGUGAGGUCGGGCUUACUAUACUAUGGAGAGAGCCAAUUGAAUGGUUACAUUCUAAAGAACGAAAUAGAAGUCGACUCGUAUCAUUAAUGACCGUUUAUAUUUCUUGCUUGCCAGAUGACUCAAAAUUGCAAAUAUUGAAUAGUGCAUUACAAUUACCCGAUUCAACAUUGAAAUCGGCGUCUAUUGAUUAUUCAUCAUUAAUGAAAGGUUUUGAUUACCAAUCUUUAUAUAAUGCGAUUGGUUUUUGGUUAUCAAAAAAUUAUAAUCAACAAAAAAAUAUGGCAACAAAUGAAAUAAAAUUUCAUCAAUUACAAUUCAUGAAUCUUGUUUGCAAAUUAUUUAUGAAUAAAUGUAAAAAUUUAAGAAGAUUUAGUAUAUUUAUGAAAGCUGGAAUCAAAGAUGAAAUUUUACAUCUUCCUCUUCUAUUAGGAGCCGAAGAAUGUUUAUCCAACAUCACAGAAUUUUCAUGUAAAGGAUGCCUUUCCUCAGAAUUUAUGUACCUCGCAUCUCAAUCGUGCAGGAACAUCAAAAGAUUUAAUAUAGAAUGUUGUUGUACGGACAAUGGAGGAUUGAUUAGACUUAUUGAAGUACAAAAAGUUCCCUUGGAUUGUAUUUUGAUAAAUAUGAAAAACAAUAACAUCCCUCUUCUUGAAGAUGUUAUUAGGAAAAGAUCACAUUCUGUUACUGAAAUACGAUUAUUUGGAUUAGAUUAUUCAUUAGAUUUCUUUAAAGAGAGUAAGAAUCUUGAAAAGAUAAAAGUAUUUCCCACCAUGCAUAUCGAUGAAUCGAUUUGGGAAAAUUUUAUUCAUUGUUCAUUUCCAAAACUUAGGGAAUUAAGAAUUCGUCCAAAAUAUUGUUCUUUAUUACAAUUGGGUGCCUUGAUUAAAAAUACUCAUGGAAGUUUGGAAUAUUUGGAAAUUAAUUUUGCUGAUUCAAUUAACGUAGAGGAAUUUCCUGCGUUUACUGAAAUAUUAAUUAAUAAUUGUAAGAAUCUUUAUUAUUAUAAUGGUCCAUUUCAUAUUGAAGGAUUUGAAAUGUUACAAUCAUUUUUUCAAAAAUGUCCAAAACUCGAGUAUUUAAUUAUACGCAAUUCAAAAUCUGAUGUUGAAUACGUUAAAAAUGGAGUUGAUAUUAGCAAUUUAUUACAACAAUCUGGAUCAUUUAUUCCAAUCAAUUUAACAAAGUUUCAGAUUAUAGGUAAUUUUAUUAUUUCAGUUGAAGCUUUAAAAAUCUUUUUACAAGAAUGUUCUAUUAGAUUGCUUAAAGUUUUAGAAUUUAAAUUUACGCCACAAUCUCUAGAUAUUGAAUUAGUAAUGGAAAAUUUUGCAAAUCAAAAUGUUAUAAAAUCAAAUUAUAACAAAUACGAAUUAUGUGAAAAUCCUUUAGAAUUUAUACAAGAAUGA